GCCCCACCCCGUCGCUGCCUCGCUCGCGCUCCCUUGCCUCGCUCGAUUUUAAUAUUAAAAUCGGCUCCCCCCUCGCCCUCCUUCGCGGGGAAAUGCGGGAAAGUGGAAGGGAAAUUAAAUAGGGAGUGGGGAGGGGGAGCGCGGAAGGAAAGCUCCCCAUAGGAGAGUUAUUUUUGUUUUGGGGGAGGAGAUCCACACUGCGUUUUCCUCUCUGCUGCCUCUUUCCUCCUCCUUCUCCCCCCCCCUCCCGUCCCCUUUACCCCCUCGUCUCCCCGCAUUUGCCGGAGAGGCGAGAGCCGAUCGAGCCGCCUGGAAGCCGAAUGUGAAUAAGCAAAAGGGCGAGGAGGAGGAGGAGAGGGCCUUGGAUUUGUACAAACCACCAUUAAGGGCAGGAAGACGCGCCGCCGCCGCCGCCGCACCGCAGGCUGGAGAGAAGGAGGAAAAUCUACCCAGCCCAGCCCGGAACGCAGAAGGGACUCGCCUUCUUUGCCUGCCCGACGCCGCGGAAAGGUUAGCGGUGACCCUUUCGGGCGCUUUCACCCACUUUGCAAGAAGUGCCUUGGAAGGGGAAGCCGCGAGGCGGAGGAGGAGACCGAGAGAAAACGGGCAAUUUUUAGCAAAAGCAAAAGGAGAAAGAAAAAAAAAAAGGGGGGGGGCAGCCAAAGAAGAGAGACGUUUGCGAGAGCUUCGGUGCCCGGAGUUGGGAGGGUCUGAUUCCCCCCCCUCCCCCCUCCCCUGGCUUUCUGGAGCUUGCUGCUGCCGUCGCCUCGAUCCUGAAGGAUUAUAUGUAAAGUGAAGAAGAAGAAGAAAAAAGACAGAUUUGGCUUUUAUUCUGUUCCCCACCAGCACCACCGGCCGAGGUGGCGUGGAAGCUGGAGAUAUUUAAAGAAAAACCCACCCAGAUUUGGUGGUGGCUGUCCUUGCGGGGUUUGGGGGGGGGGGAGAAGGAGGAAAAGGGAAGCCAAUUUUUUAACCCGUGAUCCUUCCCCCUUCGGGUGGCUGCCGACCUCUCUACGUGCCCUGCCCCCCCCCCAAUUGCCUUCCCCCUCUUUUUGUGUUUGUGUGUGCGCGCUUUUUUUUUAAUUGGGGGGGGGGGAAAUCUGCAUUGCGAGCGGAUCUGGCGGCGGUGUUAGGGGAGAAGGAGGUGAAGGCCCGGCUUGAGCAGUAGCAAAGUCAUCGCUCUCUUCCACCCCCACCCCUUUCCUCGGCCCCCACCCCGUUGUAGGCUCCGGGCUCUCCCAUGUCUUUGGGUAGCGACAGCUGUGCGUGAAAGAAUAAUAUUGAACGGGGGCAAGGAGACUCGCCGCCGCCUCGCCCGCCACCCCCGGUCGCUUCCUGCUUCCCCUCCUUUUCCCCUUCCCCCCUCCCCCUCCAUUUCACCCCCCCCCCAAGAUGGGCUGUUUAGGGAACAGCAAGACUGAGGAUCAGCGCAACGAGGAGAAGGCGCAGCGAGAGGCCAACAAGAAGAUCGAGAAGCAGCUGCAGAAGGACAAGCAGGUCUAUAGGGCCACGCACAGGCUCCUCUUGCUGGGUGCUGGUGAAUCUGGUAAAAGCACAAUUGUCAAGCAAAUGCGAAUCUUGCACGUCAAUGGAUUUAAUGCAGAGGAGAAAAAAAUGAAAAUUCAAGAUAUUAAAAAUAAUAUUAAAGAAGCUAUAGAGACAAUAGUAACAGCGAUGGGAAACCUGGCACCACCAGUUGAACUAGCUAACACAGAGAAUCAGUUUCGAAUUGAUUAUAUAUUAAACUUAGCAAACCAGAUAGAUUUUGACUUCCCACCAGAAUUCUAUGAACACACAAAAACACUUUGGCAAGAUGAAGGUGUGAAAGCGUGCUACGAAAGAUCUAAUGAAUAUCAGUUGAUUGACUGUGCUCAGUAUUUCCUAGACAAGAUUGACAUAGUCAAGCAAAAUGAAUAUACACCUUCUGACCAGGACCUUCUUAGAUGCAGAGUUCUGACAUCAGGAAUAUUUGAAACCAAGUUUCAAGUGGACAAAGUAAAUUUCCAUAUGUUUGAUGUUGGUGGGCAAAGAGAUGAACGUCGAAAAUGGAUCCAGUGUUUCAAUGAUGUAACUGCUAUAAUAUUUGUGGUAGCCAGCAGUAGCUAUAACAUGGUUAUACGAGAAGACAAUCAGACCAACCGGCUUCAAGAAGCAUUAAACCUCUUCAAAAGUAUCUGGAACAACAGGUGGCUACGGACCAUUUCAGUUAUUCUUUUCCUGAACAAACAAGAUUUGCUAGCAGAGAAAGUUUUGGCAGGCAAAUCUAAAAUUGAAGAUUACUUUCCAGAAUUUGCUCGUUACACCACACCAGAAGAUGCAACACCAGAACCUGGCGAGGAUCCUAGAGUUACAAGGGCCAAGUAUUUUAUUAGAGAUGAAUUUCUUAGAAUCAGCACAGCCAGUGGAGAUGGACGGCAUUACUGCUACCCUCACUUCACCUGCGCCGUAGAUACCGAAAACAUUCGGAGAGUUUUCAAUGACUGUCGGGACAUUAUUCAAAGGAUGCAUCUUCGCCAAUAUGAGUUGUUGUGAUGGAGCGCACUUUUUCCUCAUGUUUUGGACUCCUUGUUCCUUACUAAAAAGAAAACAAAAAACUGGCCCACAUAGGGUGGAAGAGAACUAUUGCAGUCUCUCUCUCUGAUUUGCAUCCCUCAGUCUUUUUUCCUUGCUGGACAAAGAGCAGCCUUUCUGUCUCGUUUCACUCCCUUGGAACGGUCGGAAAUAGUCCCCGAAAAAAAAAAAAGGCUAUUUCUGCGGUCAGGGUGAGGUUUCCUCUUUAAACAUGGCCUUUAACGAAACAAAACCCAAACAAUGCAAAACAAAAGAAUUAACGCGGAAAGGUGAAGCACCUGAGAGGAUUUGGGAUUUCAAUUAAAUAUUUAAAAGCAGACAAAAACACACACCAAAAAGAGAGAGAGAGAGAGAGAGAAAGAGGAGGGAGAACUUUAGAUAAUCAUUACUGUUGUGGGCAUGAUCAUUUAUCCCAUGAUUUCAACUCUGUAUCCAUUCACUGCGUCCAACUAAGGAAGGUGCCAAGUUCUAAGGGCAGCCACUUCGGUUUGGGUUUUUUGCCUCUGAAUGUGACUUUGAGUGGAAAUACUGACAUUUCUAUGGCAAACCUAGACAGUAGAAAACCAUCUGCUACCUUCAGAAAAGCGUUGCUGAACCGUGAUGAUCCUGAUUAUCAGGAACAGUGCAAAAUGAACUGCAUUAUAGCCUGUGAUUACAGAAAGAUUUAACCACACACUGUUUUCAGUUUGUCCACUGUCGAUCCUAUCUUUUUAUUUUAUAUAUAUAUAUAUAUAUAUAUAAAAUCUUUAUAUAUAUAUAAAAUCAUCUUCUCCUGUUCCCGUCUUUCCCCUUCUUCUAUUUCCUCUUAUCCUCCUUCCAUGCCUUCUUUUUUCCCCCCACCCCUCCCAGUUUUUAUUUUACUGCUGGAUUAUUAUUCUUGUACAGACUGUAAAAUGUAUUAUUUUGUACAACUUUAUUGAAAAAAAAAUAACUUGUAGAAGAUCUUUGUGCCUUGAUUAUGGCUGUACCUGUGCAAUGAGCUAAGAUGUAAGUAUGUUUGAUUGCGCUGUACAGCUUUGUCAAACCUUUCAGCAGCAUUCGCUCAAGGUAGGGAAAAAUUUAUCUGUAGUUUAGGGAUUUUUUUCUGGUUUAUAAAAGGAGGAAAAAAAUACUGUUUAGUAUAUUAAAAAAAAAGUACAAAUCGUGCAAACUUUAACCACUUUAAAAGUGAGUUCUACAACAAGCGAGCAGAUGUUUCAGCAUCAUGCUUUUUAAUUUUUAGCUUUAAUUCAUUUAAAUCUCUAUCCAAAUGCAAAACAUGGCUUGUUUCUACAUAAACCAAAUUUUGCUACAAAUUAUCAAUGUUAGUCUUUGUCAUUCAUAGUAUUUUUUUUGUGCAAAAAGAUAAAAACAGAACAAAAAAAGAAUAUUAAUAUUAUAGGCACUGCACAGGCCUAGAGGCUGUCUUCAUGCUGGGUCUAACUAAGACUUUUCCACCCAACGCUAACUCCUCUAACAGGCAUAAUGAUAAAAUGUACCUUGCCCCUAGAUCUGGUCACUGAAUUUCAGUUUCAAAUGACAUUUUACUUCUCUUUUAAUAAAGAGAUAACUUAAAACAUUGUUUUAUAUAUUAACUAUAUAAGUAGCUUAAAGUGGAGACGUGUGGAAUUUUUUUUCUUAAACUUGAAUAAUUUAUGCAAAUUAUAUGCUUAGGACAACAUGUGGUACAGUUUUUAAAAAAAGCAAAAAUCACUGUAGCAAUAAGACAGCAUGUAAUUUUAGUAACUAUUACACUGCUUUAUAUUUUAUACUUAGAUGUUUCAUGUCUUUGUGAGCAUAUUACUUUUUCAUGUGUCUAAACCUACCUGUACAAAUUUGUACAAAGUCUAAAAUUACAGCUAUAAUAACACGUCUAGAACAGUGUUAUCCUACUUUCCUCAAGCCCACUUCUUGACCCCUGAAGUAGGGGAACCUGGGUCUUAAUACAGCGAUUAUUUUUUAAAAUUGCCUUUUACACACAUGCUUCUAUUUUCGCAGGGCAUCACCUAAGCUUCCCUGUUAGGAAGGCAUCCCUUUCGGAAACUGUCUUGUCCCCCCAAUUUCUGCUGGUGGCAGGAAGACUUUGUGACAUCCAAGGACUCUACAUAUUCCAGGUUUUUCACAUGGGCAAUUGGAGAAAAUUGAGAAAACGUAUUUCCCUAUCAAUUUUCACUUUUAAUAGACACGAAAUGGUGGUGAUCAUUCCGUUUUUAGUUGAUUAGCACCAUUAGCCAAUACGAGGAUAUAUUUCUUCCUGGUAGAAUAGAAACAAGUGCAAUGUCUUUUACAAAAAAAUCCUUCUUGGUGUUGGCCCUCCAUGCAUAAAUUUGGGGUAAUGGGGCAAUCAAGGGGAAGGAGCAUAUCUUUUCCCGAGUUUUCCUUUCUGGUUUCUGCUACUGCAGUAUCCAAGAUCAACGAAUCACAUCAGAUUUUAAGAGACAGCGUCUAUCUCCUUGGGUAUAGGAGCUGAAGCUGUUGAACAGUUGGCAACAAACAGUUGACUGUAUCUGCCCCAGGGCCUUUGCAUCUCAGCCUGUGUCUGUCUGCUAUUAAGUGGAGUUAAAACAUCAAAUUGUAAUUGUAAAACUCUUUGAAGAGGUACUGCCUUGUGAGCAUUAGGAAUCAGUGGCAAAGUCUGAUCCAGAAAUUCAUUUUUAGUUGGUGCCUGCUGGGGAUUCGGGGGGAAAAGAAAGAAAACCUAUACACUAGCAUUUCUCAACUUCGGCAACAUUAAGCUGUGUGGACUUCAGCUCCCAGAAUUCCUCAACCAGUUGGCUGAGGAAUUAUGGGAGUUGAAGUCUACACAGCUUAAAAGUUGCUGAAGUUGAGAAAUGCACUCAAUGUAUGUAAAUGCACUCUCAGACACAUAUACACAGACUAUGAAAUGUGAGCCUUAAUAAUUAUUAUUUUUUAAACAAAAGCCAAAACUUGUUUAGUGCCAAAAUUAUUUUAUUAUCUCUAAAUCCUAGGGAAGGGAAGAAGAUGAAUAAUAAUUAAAUGAAGUAUUUACAAGGAAUGUAAUGUGUGAUCUAGGAAAAACAAAAUAUUGCCUCAUCUUUAAAAGUAAGGACUCUGGGUGAAUAGAUAAAAGUUUAUGUGAUAAAGUAUAUCUGCAUGUGUGCAUAUGCGCACUUACACACAUCCCAUUAAAAUAUACUUCCUAUGGAGCUUUAUAUGAAUGGAAACAUUUGACAGAUUUUUUAAAAAAAGUUGGGUUGGAGGGAGCAGUUUGGUUUGCACAUGUCUAGAAAGAAAACCAGUGUGUAUGUGUGUGUGUCUUUCUGCCUCUGUUAGCACGUCUCUUGAGUUUGUGCAAUUUGGUGGCCUGGUUAACCGCGAGUCUUAUUUUUAACAUUUUUCUUGUUUUGUUUUUCUUUUCAAUACAAAAAUCCCAUAAAGCUUCAGUGCUUGCUA
Messenger RNA from Notechis scutatus (mainland tiger snake), 5964 nucleotides. RefSeq names its product GNAS complex locus (gene GNAS). Gene Ontology annotation, cellular component: cytoplasm; heterotrimeric G-protein complex. The record is from RefSeq and is a predicted model, not a curated record. Gene Ontology annotation, molecular function: ionotropic glutamate receptor binding; insulin-like growth factor receptor binding; GTP binding. NCBI's taxonomy places the organism in Eukaryota, Metazoa, Chordata, Lepidosauria, Squamata, Elapidae. Gene Ontology annotation, biological process: sensory perception of chemical stimulus; adenylate cyclase-activating dopamine receptor signaling pathway.